CACUUCCUGCUAAGCCUUAGCGACUGGGAGAGAAACAGUUAUGGCGGGGGAGGUGUAUCUGCUUUGGUUGCUGCCGUUAUUACAGGCGUUGGCGUCCUAUGGAGCAGAGCUCUCGUCUGAGGCUUGCAGGGAGCUGGGGUUCUCCAGCAAUCUCCUGUGUAGCUCCUGUGAGCUCCUGGGUCAGUUCAGUCUGAACCAGCUAGACCUUCCCUGCAGGCAGUGCUGCCAAGAGGAGGCUCAGCUGGAGAACAGGAAGCUCUACCCAGGAGCCAUCCUUGAGGUCUGUGGAUGAAAACUGGGGAGGUUCCCUCAAGUCCAAGCUUUUGUCAGGAGUGACAAGCCAAAGAUGUUCAGAGGGCUUCAAAUCAAGUAUGUGAGAGGCUCGGACCCUGUACUAAAGCUGUUGGACGAUAACGGGAACAUCGCUGAAGAGCUCAGCAUCCUCAAGUGGAACACAGACAGCGUUGAAGAAUUUCUUAGUGAGAAGUUAGAGCGAAUUUAGACACGGUUUCAUUUUCAAAAUUCAAAGCUUUUUUUUAAUGUCAAUCUCAAGCCGAUUUAAAGGACCACGCUUCAUAAAAAUCAUCAUUCUGCUGUUUGGAUCAGGAAUAACUGUACUUAUUUUGGUUGAUUUCUAUGCUACGUGUAUUUGUAUUGUUGAUUGUUGCUGAGGGACUUUUUAUACCUCUUGUUGUCUGAGUGAACUGUGUGAAGCUUGUUGAAAAUGCUGGAUUGAUGAAGCUUGUGGCGGGGACUCAGAAACACACGCUUGUGUAGAUUUACACUUUAGUGAAGGCCUUACUGUAAACCAGUCUCUGGCAUGUGAGGCCUGAAGAUCCUGUGUACGUCUCUCAGCGUGUUGUUUUUGGGGAAAUGUUCAAGCUUUACCCCAGUGUAAGACCUUAGUGCACACACACACACAAAUAAACCUGUUUUUCAUAUUAA
Messenger RNA from Danio aesculapii, 945 nucleotides. RefSeq names its product selenoprotein F (gene selenof). The record is from RefSeq and is a predicted model, not a curated record. Gene Ontology annotation, cellular component: endoplasmic reticulum lumen. NCBI's taxonomy places the organism in Eukaryota, Metazoa, Chordata, Actinopteri, Cypriniformes, Danionidae. Gene Ontology annotation, molecular function: oxidoreductase activity. The transcript is spliced from 5 exons.